GCAUACUAGUGAAGUGCUGAAUUGAUUUUAGCUCAAGUUAUUUUAUCAAAAUGAACUGACUCUCUUGGGUUGUUUGAAUAUUUUGUAUGAUAAUAUUAAAAUAUAUAUUGUACGUUUCUUUGUGGUUACACUAACUCACUUUGUAAGUCAUUUUUUCUGCGCAUUUCGGCUUAUUAAGUACAGUACACUCACUUAAGUUAUUCACGGAACUGACUCGUUUUCCUGACCUGAAUGAAAUGUCUCAUCACUAAUCGUCAAAUUGACAGCUAGCCACAGAUUAACAAAUCAACUUUUUUGUGUGAAGUUUUGUUUGAUUUUUGUUUUUACAUGAAAAAAUGAGUUUUUAAUAAUUAUUUUACGUUAAUUUCACAUUGAGCUAAGAAAUCAUACAUCUAUUGAGUGCUACGGAUGUUAUUAGAAGAAUACGUUGCGUAGUUUAGGUGAAAUUCGAACAUUCUUUGUGGUAACAGUGGCCGCUGCCUGAGCGCAGCAAAAUUAGCUGGGAAAACAGCUAUUAUAACGGGAUGUAACACUGGGAUCGGAAAAGAAACUGCUUUGGAUUUUUAUAAAAGAGGUGCGCGAGUUAUCAUGGCAUGCCGCAGCAUGGAAAGGGCCGAAGAAGCAAAGAGCGAGAUUGAAAAGCGGUGCAAAGACUUCCCUGACACUGGCAACCUAGUCUUGGAGAAGUUAGACUUAAAUUCUUUAAGCUCAGUGCGUGACUUUGCACAAAAAAUAAUAGACACAGAACCACAAGUCAACAUUCUGGUGAACAAUGCAGGUGUCAUGAUGUGUCCCAAGGGAGAGACUGAAGAUGGAUUUGAAAUACAAAUUGGAACCAAUCAUCUAGCACAUUUUCUCUUAACUCUGCUAUUACUGCCGCGAAUCAGAAGUAGUAAACCAGCACGAAUUGUGACUGUCUCAUCUAGAGCACAUAUUAGAGGCACAGUCAAUUUUGAAGAUAUAAAUUUUAAACAGAGACCCUACAGUGCUGCUGAAGCGUAUAAGCAAAGCAAACUUGCAAAUAUAUUGUUUUCUAAAGAAUUGGCUUUGAAGCUUAAGGAGCACAACAUAGAUGGUGUAAAUACAUACAGCUUACACCCAGGAGUAAUAAAGACUGAACUAGGUCGGCACCUGAACAACAGUCUAUUCUGGGGAGCACGGCCAAUCAUAGGUUUCUUGCUGUCCCCAGUUAUGAAGUCUCCAGAGCUUGGAGCACAAACUACCAUUUACUGUGCUCUUGAUGAGAAAUGUGCUAAUGAGACUGGAUUAUAUUAUAGUGAUUGUGUGGUUGCAAAUCCAUCACAAAGAGCGCAGGAUGAGAGUCUAGCUAAGAAGUUGUGGGAACUAUCAGCAAAGCUUGUGGGUCUUGGUGACUACAAUCCAUUCACAGCUCCAGACCCAGGAGUAAAGGCUAAAUAAAAAUAAAGAAGGGGUAUGCAGAGGUGUAUAGUAUCUACACCCACUCCUCACCAGCUAUAUUCAAGUUCCAUGUAUAAAUAUGAUUUUAUGUAUGAAUUUUAUGUAACAUAAGAUGUUACAUUUAUUUAUUUAUUAUUUUAAGUGCAAUGCAACUUAAUAUUAUAUUUUAAGAUUGUAAUAGACUGCCUUAAUCAUUUUAAUUUGUUGGUGAAGGUUUAAUUA
Molecule: messenger RNA, 1641 nt
Organism: Pectinophora gossypiella (pink bollworm)
Lineage: Eukaryota; Metazoa; Arthropoda; Insecta; Lepidoptera; Gelechiidae
Product: retinol dehydrogenase 13-like
Exons: 6
Coding region: 589-1419 (276 amino acids)
Source: RefSeq, a predicted model, not a curated record